This is a messenger RNA of Neltuma alba, 2602 nucleotides long. Its product is annotated as subtilisin-like protease SBT5.6. The transcript is spliced from 9 exons. Gene Ontology annotation, biological process: proteolysis. Gene Ontology annotation, molecular function: serine-type endopeptidase activity. The coding region runs from base 136 to 2379 and encodes 747 amino acids. NCBI's taxonomy places the organism in Eukaryota, Viridiplantae, Streptophyta, Magnoliopsida, Fabales, Fabaceae. The record is from RefSeq and is a predicted model, not a curated record.
CACAGCAGUAGUGCUUUCCUUACAACUCUCCUCCUCCUUCUCCUCCUCUUCCUUUUUUCCUUUGUCUCAGGCACCAAAAAGAAUGAACAGAUCUACAUAGUCGACAUCAGAGGCGAUCAUGGAGACAGAAUAAAGAUGCAGGAUAUAGAACAUAUCCAUCGCUCCUAUCUUGUUUCUGUGAAAGAAACUGAAGAAGAAGCUCGGGCAUCCCUUCUCUACAGUUACAAACACACCAUUAAUGGCUUCUCUGCUGUGCUUACCCCAGAAGAAGCCAAGAGGCUAUCAGAAAUGGAGGGAGUGGCUUCUGUGCGUGAGAGCCAACCAGGAAGGUACUCAUUGCAGACCACAAGGUCAUGGAAGUUUGUUGGGUUAGAAGAGCCAUUGAAUCCUUGGAAAGAAGAGGCCAUUAAGAAGAAGAAAGGAAAAGACUUGCUCUCAAAAGCUAAAUAUGGACAAGAUAUUAUUGUUGGAAUGAUAGAUAGUGGUGUGUGGCCAGAAUCAAAGAGCUUCAGAGAUGAAGGUAUGGGGCCUCUUCCACAAAGAUGGAAAGGAAUCUGCCAAAAUGGGACAGCCUUCCCUUCCUCCUUGUGUAACAGGAAGAUCAUCGGAGCUCGGUACUACCUGCAAGGCUAUGAAACAGCAUUUGGCUCUCUGAACGAGAAAGAAGACUACAAAUCAGCUCGAGACAAAGACGGCCACGGGUCCCACACAGCCUCCAUAGUCGCCGGCCGCACCGUCCCGAGCGCGUCGGCCCUCGGUGGAUACGCGAAUGGCACGGCCUCCGGCGGAGCUCCGUUGGCCCGAUUGGCCAUAUAUAAAGCGUGCUGGCCGAUCAAAGGGCAAUCCAAAGACCUCGGAAACGUGUGUACGGAUGUUGACAUGCUGAAGGCCAUCGACGAUGCCAUUGAAGACGGUGUCGACGUUCUGAGCAUUUCAAUUGCAUAUCCAAAACCUCUCUCUUACAGAGACGACGUGAUUGCGAGAGCGGCUUUGGAGGCUACGAGGAAGAACAUUGUGGUGGUUUGUAGCGCUGGCAACUCUGGGCCUUCAAGUCGGACUUUGUCCAACCCGGCUCCGUGGGUCAUUACAGUCGGGGCAAGCACUCUGGAUCGGACCUUUCUUGCCCCAGUUUUGCUCCGUAAUGGGACCAGAAUUGAGGGACGAUCAAUCACACCAAUGCAAAUGAAACGCAGCUUCCACAAAUUGGUAUUCGCAGGAGACGUUGAAAAUUCAAGCGUUGCCAAGAACGACUCAGGGUAUUGCCUGGAGGGCUCGCUGGAGGCCAAAAAGGUUAAAGGGAAGAUAGUUCUGUGCAUGAGAGGGAAAGGAGCGAGAGUUGCAAAAGGCUUAGAGGUGAGAAGAGCUGAUGGGGUUGGUUUAAUUCUGGGAAACUCUGAAGCAUUUGGAAACGACGUACCAUGUGAUCUUCAUUUUGUUUCAGCCACUGGUGUGUCGUACCAGAAUGCCCUCAAGCUUCUGCAAUAUCUGCGUUCAUCUAAUGAUCCCAAGGUUCAACUUCUUCCCGGAACCACUGUGCUGCACACUAAACCUGCUCCUCUCUUGGCCAACUUCUCUAGUCGGGGUCCUAACAUUGUCGAUCCCUUUGUUCUUAAGCCAGACAUCACAGCACCAGGAGUGGACAUAUUGGCAGCAUGGACAGAAGCAGAUGGGCCAACAAGGUCAAAUAAAGACAACAGAGUAGUGAAGUACAACAUAUUUUCUGGUACUUCCAUGUCUUGUCCUCACGUUAGUGCCGCUGCUGCUCUUCUCAAAGCUCUACACCCAACUUGGACCUCUGCUGCUAUCAGAUCUGCCCUCAUCACCACAGCUAGCACAACAGACAAUAUGGGAGAGCCAAUGAAAGAAGAAACAGGAAAACCUGCGACUCCAUUUGCAUAUGGCUCUGGCCACUUCCAACCUCUGAAAGCAUCAGACCCUGGGCUAAUUUAUGAUUCUUCCUACAUUGACUACAUUCUUCACACAUGUACCCUUGGAGAAACUCAACGAUUGAAACUCAACUAUCGCUGUCCAAAUCCAUUACCUGACCCUAACAACCUUAACUAUCCAUCCAUCCAAAUUCACAGGCUCAGUGGGAGCAAGAAGACCGUUGUGAGAGUGGUCACAAACGUUGGUAGCCCCAAGAGUGUCUACAAGUUCAGUGCUCAGUCACCAAAGGAAUACACCAUCUUAGCCUCUCCGAAUGUUCUGGAAUUUGAAAAUGUUGGGCAGAAAAAGAACUUCACCAUCACAGUGAUGGCAAAAAGAAGUCAAGUACCAGAAAAGAUUGAGUCAGAUGAAGAUCAGUACUAUUUUGGGUGGUAUGCUUGGACUUACAAGCAAUAUGUUGUUAGAAGUACAGUUGCUGUAUCUUUUCUAUAAUGUUUCUGAUAUUAUUAUGGUUGUUUCUUAGUGGCGUUUGUCUUUUACAUUUGAAUUGUACAUUAGUCAAAUGAUGGAAACAUUACAGAUAGAUAUAAAAGAAAAGGCAAAAUAAGAUUGGGAUUCAGGAAGGACAGUAGGAUCAUGGGACUGAGAUUUGGGGAUUGGUUUGUACUCUCUCAGGAUCAGCACGAUAUAAUGUCACCAUGGUUUGCUUCCUCAA